This is a messenger RNA of Cercopithifilaria johnstoni, 2316 nucleotides long. The record is from the annotation of a GenBank genome assembly. Lineage: Eukaryota; Metazoa; Nematoda; Chromadorea; Rhabditida; Onchocercidae.
AUGGCGGAAGCGCACAGUAUUGCGGCGCUGUCCGUUUCGUUAACGCAUGAUGGUAUAUCAGUAUCUUACGAUUAUGCAUUGCUUAAUGAAAUUUUACAUUCAUUUUCUCGAGCUUACAAAAAACGUGUUGCACGUUUUAAGAAUAACUUUUACAACGGUAUCUUCCCAGCAAAUGCUUAUACGAUGUGUAUAGUUAUGUUUGUGGUCAGUCUUUUGUCGGCGUUUCAUCAUGAUUUUUCAUUUGGUAUACUGUAUUUAUUGCAACAUUAUAUCUUCAAUUCAUUUUUUGGAAAUGGAUUAUUUUCGCAAGCACUUACACUUAUGCUAUAUAGUAUUUUUGUAUGGUUCGUGAUAAUUCAAGUCAUUCGGCUAAGUCUCAAAUGUUUUUUGCUCUACAAAGGUUGGAUGUUUGAGAAUCCAUAUUUACGGCCACCUUCAAAAUCAUCGAAGUUGUGGUUGGCUAUUUUACAUCUAUUAUCAAAAAGUGGUCUGAUGUUACAUUCAUUUCAAGGAGCUUUGCCACAUUUACCGUUACCGCGGCUGGACGACACUCUUUAUAAGCACCUUUGUACGAUGCGUCCAGUAUGCACAGACAAAGAAUAUGACGAGCUAGUUCAGCUUACAAAAGAAUUUCGUAAUGGAGUGGGGCGGCAUUUGCAGUGGUACCUAAUUAUUAAAUCUUUUCUUUCGAUUAAUUACGUUUCUGAUUGGUGGGAAGAAUUUGUUUAUUUGCGACAGCGUUCUCCGAUAAUGAUCAAUAGCAAUUACUAUGGCAUGGACUCAAUCGUGGCACAUCCGACACAUAAUCAAGCCGCUCGUGCCGCUGCUGUGACUUGGGCGGCGCUUUUAUUCCGACGCAUGAUAGAACGGCAGGAAAUAAAACCGUUUUCGUUCUUAUCACAAUACAAAAUACCGUUUUGUACCGCUCAGUAUGAACGAAUGUUCAACAGUUGCCGCGUGCCAUAUUUGGAAAAGGAUAGGUUUUAUCACUGGAGUGAUGCGAAACAUGUUGCAGUGUAUUGCAGUGGUCGUUGGUUUCGUCUUGCCAUUCAUAAUGGGAAAAGGUUAUAUGAGCCAUGCGAACUGCAGAAAGGUUUUGAAGCGAUAUUGAAUGAAAAAGUUAAUUCAGAUGAUGAAGAAAGUCAUAUUGCUGCUUUAACAGCCGGCAAUCGAGAUAUGUGGGCGCAAGCACGCAGGAAUUACUUUACUUCCGGAAUCAAUCGACUUUCGUUGCAUGCAGUUGAAAAAGCUGCAUUUGUAGUUAUACUGGAUGAGCAGGAAGUUUUCUAUGACUCCAAUGAUCCAUCGAAAUUGGAUUAUUGGGCUAGCAGCUUAUUGCAUGGUACUGGAUGUGAUCGUUGGUUCGAUAAGUCAUUCAAUCUUAUUAUUUUUAAAAAUGGUCGUUUUGGUAUCAAUGCUGAACAUUCUUGGGGCGAUGCGGCAGUGGUGGCUCACUUAAUGGAAUUUUGUGCCAGAAAAACAGUUUGUGAAUAUAGUUACGAUAAAAAUGGAAAUACAUGUGGAAAAGUUGGAUCAAUCCCGAAAUAUGAUCGAUUGCGAUGGAAUAUUACUCCUGAAUUAAAAACUACAAUAAUGAAAUCUUUCCAAACAGCACGUGCUUUAAUUGAUGAUGUAGAAAUGGCUUUAUUAGUUUGGACUAAAUAUGGUAAAGGCCUUAUAAAAAAGUUGCGGGUAUCGCCAGAUGGCUUCCUUCAAUUGGUUUUACAAUUGGCCUUCUAUCGUAACCAGAAAAAGUUCGCGUUGACUUACGAAGCAUCAACGACACGUUUAUUCCGAGAAGGACGAACAGAAACUGUCCGAUCAUGUUCCUCAUAUAGUUGUGAUUUUGUUCACGCUAUGCUGGAUUCAACUCAAACUCAUGAGGAGAGAUUGAGGUUGCUUCGUGUUGCCUGUAAUUAUCAUCAAACAAUGUAUCGUGAUGCGAUGUGUGGUAAAGGGGUUGAUCGACAUCUUUUUGCUCUGUACAUUGUUAUGCGCUAUCUAAAACUUAAAUCACCAUUCCUAGAAAGAAUAUUCCCGCCCACUUUUUUACUUUCUACCAGUCAAACACCAUUGAAUCAAUGCGGCGAAGAAGUGGAACACUCUAAUCUGGAUUUUCAUAAAUUUGCCACUGCUGGUGGUGGUUUCGGACCAGUAGCUGAUAAUGGUUAUGGCGUUUCUUAUAUUAUUGUCGGCGAUGAUAUAAUUUCUUUCCAUAUUUCCUCGAAACGUUCAGCGGAUAAUACGAGUUCGAUAGGAUUACGAGAUGAUAUCAUCAAAAGUCUUGAGGAUAUGAGUCUACUUUUGCAAGAAUAA